Messenger RNA from Camponotus floridanus (Florida carpenter ant), 9781 nucleotides. RefSeq names its product serine-rich adhesin for platelets. Bases 1243 to 9033 code for a protein of 2596 amino acids. The record is from RefSeq and is a predicted model, not a curated record. Gene Ontology annotation, biological process: negative regulation of transcription by RNA polymerase II. NCBI's taxonomy places the organism in Eukaryota, Metazoa, Arthropoda, Insecta, Hymenoptera, Formicidae. Gene Ontology annotation, cellular component: nucleus. Gene Ontology annotation, molecular function: transcription corepressor activity; protein binding. The transcript is spliced from 14 exons.
UCCGUCGCAGUCGGUUCGUUCCAUCGUACGUUCCUGCUGUCGCGUUGUGUACUCCGUUUUCAUUCUCUCUCCACCUUUCUCUCUCCAACUCUCUCUCUCUCCCUCCCUCCGCGCUCUGUCCGCCACCUCAUUCCCCCCCCUCUCUCUCUCUCUUUCUCUCUCUCUCUCUCUUUGUCUCUCUUUCUCUCCCGUCAACGACACCGAGUUCCGCCCAAAGGGAAGCACAGCCGCGCUUUUCCCUGAACAAGGCGCGUCCUCGAUCCUCAUCGUGCUCCGUUUCACGUGUGCGAAGUGUACUUCGCCGAUCGAAAGGGUGAGAGAUUUCGUCGAUUAGUGCGAUCGACGUUGCGGCCGCCGUUGCUUUCGUCAUCGCGGUGAGUACGUCGCAUACCUCCUCAUCGUCGGCCAGUGCGCGCUUCUCGAAUACGCGGUCACGCAUGCACGCAUGGACAAGCAACGGCGACGCGGCACUGCCCAAUGAUGGCCGUGCCGGGCAUUACCGUUGACGUAGUGAUGUAUUAUUAGUGGUGCGCGUCGCGGGAAAGUGCUGUGUCGCUCGUCUCGCUCUCGCUCUCCCGUUGCUCACUUCGCUCCGUACAUCUCGGCUUCGAUAACCAACGCGAAGUGUGCGCCGGAAAAUCAGUGAUCGCGGUUGAGGGAAGGCACGAUAAUACGUACGCGUAUUUCGCCCAUCCCGCCCGCCCACGCGAGUUUACCCAGUGAGAGUUUCAUAUCAGUGUACGACAGUUUUGCUCUCUGUGUGGAUUAUCAUAUUGGAUAUACUCGUAUUGUCAUAUUGGAUAUACUGCGCUCUGUCGCGACCCAGGACCACAACACGCGCGUCGUCCCUUGUCGCAGACGACGGACCAGGAGAUCGAGAUUCCGCUUGGCGGAGUCCUACCUCAAAGUAAUCAAGAGUCAAGGAAAGCCAGAAUUGACCUGGUAAUAACCGGAACGAUCUUUCACAUCACGUCACCCGGAGAAUAGAAGGAUCUCGAGGAUAAGGAUCGAAUGGGAAUUUACAUACUUUAAAUUCAUCUCUCUGUGGGCCUCGCAUGAAUGAUACAGCUUGCAUAACGAUCGUCGAACACAUGGCGUUGCGAUGAACAAGAUGCAGAGACAAAGCCGGCGUAGCUCGGAGGUGGAGGUUGCGCUUAUGCGCCCUGUAAGCACAGCUGGCUAAUAGCCUCGGAGCCCGUCCCCGACACCCUGCAGCCACACCAGAUUAGCAGUCGGCGUGACAUGGAUGUGAGCUUCACGAACGUGUUAGAGGGGGCUCGCCAGUACUUCCAGGGAUUGCCCGUACCGAGUACAGGUGAUGGCGCGGCCACGUCAGUGGACCUCCACGCGACAUCCUCUACGAAUUCUGCCUCGUCCACAUCGACGACGACGAACGAUCAUGAUGCAUCGUCGCAGCCGACUCAGUCAAUCUCGACUUCCGUCAAUAGUAGCAGCGGUAGCAACGUCCAGGAGUCGAAUCGUUACUCCACUGACGUCAGACCGACGUUGUCGGUGGAGAGCAGCAGUACUGCUUCCGGUUCUAGUUUCUGGAAUCCGCACGUGGAACCUUAUCCGCCGCAGCCGACCAAGGUUGAAGUCCCAGACACGAGACCAGGCGAUGAAAGCUCCGCCAUGGAGCCCAGCUCCUCUUCGGGCACUGUUACUUUAACCGAAAUGCAACCUUCUAAUCACCAAUCCUCUUCCUCUUCCCCCGCCGUUGCCUCCAUCGCAUCGUCAACGAACUUCUCGCAGAGAUCACCGCCAAUAUCGUCAUCGUCUUUGUCGUCCACCCCAUCCUCCAGCGAUCACAAUCAUCAUCACCAGAUACAUACUUCGACCGCAAACUUGUCGUCACACUUGCAUCAGAUGCAACCGCCUCAGCCAUCACAUUCCCCAGGACCGGUGUAUCAGCAACUCAAUAACGUUAGCAGGUCAUCUUUCAACACGGCGGAGAUGCUUGCCUCUUCUUCGUCACACUCCGUUUCGACUUAUCAGGCCGUGAGCAACAAUGAUCGGCAGUCGCAGCCAAUCGUCGUGCAGAGAGCUCAAUAUUAUCCGCGCUAUCAUCAUCCGGACAUCACAAAAUGCGCACCGGCUCCAUACUCGCAGAGUUCCAUUUAUCAGUCCGCUAAUGUAGCGCAGCCUUCGAGCACAGUUCAACAACCGAGCACGAGGCCGACACCGAUGGAGCAGAACAAUAUGUCGUCAUCCGGAAUCGUCGCUCAAGGACAUUGUCCGCCGGAACAGCAACGAGUACCCGGUACUUACGGCAACAAUAUGCCGUCUGUUCAGAAUCCUCUCGGCGGAUCUACUGUAUACGGAUCCAGCUCCUCUUCCUCCUCCUCUUCCUCUCAGAAUUACCGUUCCGCGAGCCAAUAUCAACAACAAGCCCACCGUCUGGCAACCGCUUCCACUUCGAGCCUCAAUGACAGAUCGCAUAGCUCGGACGGGCCGCAUUCUUCCACCGUUCCUUUCUCUUCGUCGUCGGCGAUUAGCCCGCGUCAGCCCGCUGCAGGCAAUUCCUCCUCCAGUCACAUUCCUUCGCAGUCGCAAUCACAGAAUCUUCCGGGGCACAUUCCGUCGCCGUCCGCCGCCUCUUCGGUGCACCAUCAACAACAACAGCAGCAGCAACAGCAGCAGUCGUCUCUACAACAGCAACAUCCUAGUCGUAUAAACGUGUCACCACACUCACACGGUUCCUCAUACGGAAGUCGCGUGCUACCGCCGCCCUCGCACGGCGUCCCCACGUCGACCUCUUCCGCCGCGGCGGCGAAUCAUUCGCAGCAACAUAUGCCACCACCGAGCGGCUACCACGCGGGAACAACGCCGUCGCCGCAUCAUGAGAUGCCGUCGCACCACGCCACGCCGUCGCCGCAUCAUGCGACUCCGUCGCCACAACGGCAAUCGCCCCACGUGUCCAAUCUACACAAUCCGCAUGCAUCUCCAUCUCCUCAUCAUACACCUUCUCCGCACAACAGCUUUCAGCCGCACUCGCCGACUUAUCCGCCACCACCGCCGUUGCCGCCACCGCCGGCUUCGUCUAGGUCGACGCCACAUUCGUACAACUUGCCAUCGGUCACCUCUCAGCAUUAUCAGACGAAUUACGCGGCGACUCGUGAAACGGCAAUGGCGUUGCCUUAUGCACCGCCGCCAUCGUCUCAAUCUUCGUACCAUUCCUUCCAGAAGAGCUCGCAAUCGGAGUCUCAAGGGAGUAAUUAUUAUUCUCAGUCCGGCCGAUCUCACAAUCAGUCGUAUGGUAUGCAGCAGAUGCUGGUACCACCACAAACGGUAUUUCCCGGCACACCUAGUAGCAACAAUCUAGGUAGCUAUCAGCAGAGCGGCAGCAAACAUGCUACAUAUAAUGGUGCAGAGAUUGCGAAGAGGAGUGCGAUAGAUGUUGCGACACCUUACGCUACGCAUCGUUCAUCCGCGCAAAGGAACAGUAACACGCACAAUCUCCCACCUAUCGCCGCUCUCUCAUCCUAUCAUUCCAACAGGCGAGAAUUUUUGGGAAAAUCAGCACAGUCAAUGGUGCAACGACAACGAAUACACUCGACGAAUGUUAACAGCAAAGUGCCCGCCGCAAUGCCACCGACGACACCCUCGUCGAUGGCAAUGCCCGCGCAGAGACUCGCCGAGUAUCCGAUGACUCCGGCCUCGGUAAUGAACCACGCGAUACCGGUGAAUGGCAGGACGACCACUGUGACGAAUAUGACGUACGGUACUCGAUAUAGCGGUCAACAAGGCUAUCUCUCGUCGUCGUAUGCCACUACGCUUGCGCCCAGUCAUCAUGGCAGCAACUCCACCGGCAGUACCACAGUGACUUCUAUCAGUCAUGGCGGCAUUGGCAGUGCGAGAUCUUCCGUUUCAACGAUUCACACGUAUCAGUCUUCCGACGAGUCGGAUCGAACAGCAGGAUCGUCGUCCCAUCAUCAUCAUCAACAUCAUCAUCAUCAUCAUCAGUCAUCAACGCGAGUGACAACCGAAAAUUAUGGUUAUAAAGAGUAUCCCCCUUAUCAAAAUCCGGCAUCGUCUAGUGGUAGUCAAACUGCUCCCGCCGCUGCUAUGGCGACUUCUCCAUCGCCGAGCAGCAUAGUUCGGAAGAGAGAGUCGCCUCUGGAUUUAUCCGUAAAAACAGUUAAGACAUCGGCCGAUUCUACGGCGCAGGAUGAUCUCGAAACCACCAGUACUGACAAACAUGUCAGUAGCUCGAACUUAAGUACCGCCAGGAGUAAUGUGAAUAGAUCUAUGCCACCUCCACCUGCUGUGCAUCAGUCGACACCAGCUCAGCCGUCAUAUCCUUCGUCGUAUGACUCUAGACCCUCGAGUAAUAGUUCGAGAAAUUCCAUGCCCGUAACCUCUAUCCGAGCAUCGACACCGCAGACGGUGUGUGCACCCAAGGUCGAUUUCUUGCCGGAUUUCAACUCGACGCCGCUACGACAUCAAUCGCACCACGAGAAUCCUCUUCGUAGGAGCACCACGCAGCUGUACGUUCCGCCCGCUCAGCCUCUCUCGUCUCAUCAUGCGAACAAUACGGCACCACUGCCUCACAUGUCCACAUUCGUCAAGAAACGUCCACUGCCCACAUCACUGUAUGACGGUCUGACGAUACCGCCGCCUUCGUCAUCGUCAUCCGCGUCGUCUGCAUCGUAUCUCCAAACAAAUGAUUCCAUGUCCUCGAGAUUUUCUAAGUAUUCCUCGAUGAUGGACCCGUCGUCACGGGUCGGUGCACCUACACUGCCCGCGCAGGAUUAUACACCCGAUCCCAACAAGUAUUAUUUAGGCGAUAGCAAGGCCAAAUUUGAUCAGCAAUUCUCUCAGCGUGAACGCAUGCCAUUCAAAAGGUCUGGAGAAGCGAUCUAUGGUGUAGGAAGUCCGAGCAAGCAGCCUAGGGUUUCUUGGCGAGUACCGAGUACCGACAAGCAAAUAGCUGAACCGAAGCUGUCGACUGCAAGCGUAUUGAACGAACAGCAGAAACGACAAGAGAUGAGCUUACCAGUUCCUUUACCAAACGGAACUCUUGUGACACCCGGCGUUUACGAUCAGAGACCUGACAGUGGCGGUUAUUCCGCGCCGGAAUCAUCUAGAUAUCAGCCGACUUACUGUGAUAAGAAGACCUAUCCGGAGUCCAAAGUUGUGCGGAGCUCGCCUUCGUCGUACAAUCACCCGGUAAUCUCGAAACCUAACGCGAACAUGCACGUGUUGCCGCAACAGUUAAGCGGCGCUCAACCAAUCUACUCAAAUUACCGUCAAGCAGUUCAGAAGACGACAUGUUCUUUGAGUGCAACGUCUGGUGGUCAGCCGAUAGAUCAACCUAGCAAUACUGGUGCUGACAAAAGAGUACUAAGUUUGCUGAGAAACAGUCUGGAGAACAAACAGCAGAGGGAUGAACAGCUCAAUAGCCAGCAGCCCAUUUUGGUUAACCAUAGCCAGCAAAGUUUCCAAAAUAAGGUUGUCGCGCCAGUCGAACCUAAAACGAACAUCGGCAGACAUAAUCUGUCACCAUUCACGGCGGCGAGUCUGCUAGAGCGCAACAGUAAUACACCGCCGCAUUACAAGCUCCACGUUCCACGAGCAGUAGACUCGAUCACUCAAGAGGCACCGCGCAGCAUGUACGCCUCGAGGGUGAACGCAUCCGCCACGUUACCUGGCAAGGAGGCUUCCCUCGUGGGACCUCGCGGCGCCGAGAUUCAUCGUGACAAAGAUGACGGCCUCGCCGCGAUCUUAGCCGCGAAAAUUAGGACGAAGGCAGAACUCAAACAAGUCGGAAUCGGGCAGUUUACAACGAAAGCACCUUCUCAGGAUAUAUCGUCUACGCCGAAAGAGAUUGAUAACGCGGCCUCGACGUCGACACCGCAGUCCGGCUCAUCCGCGGGUAGCCCACCGAAAUUAACGCGCGAAAAAACAGUCUGUUUGCUGCCCAGAAGACGUUUAUUCUCGAGAACUGAUGACGACAAUAUUCCUGUAGCUGCAACCGUGCCUGCCGUCGUUACAGUCGCAUCCACGGUACCGGCCAGAGCGAGCGGAUGCAGAAGUUCAUCCGAAACGUCGGUCUUCGAUUUCCGGGAGAGCGAUUCCGAAGGCGAGAUGCCGGUUCUCGAGCGGCAAACUUUAGAGGAGAUGAGGAGGGACAGAAAACAGUUAUCCAAAGUGCAACCCCCGAUUCCUCUCAAUGAUGCGGUGUGCAUGAAUAUGGCAUCCUCGACGGAUCUUGUGAAGAUAGAACUGAAGGAAAACGACAAAAUCAACGAUAUGGAUCCAUUUUGGAGUACCGCUUGUGAUAAGUUUAUGGAACAAUUACGCGCUGGCGACGCCGCGAAGAAACGAGGUCGUAGGAAAAAAUUGACGUCGAAGCUCGAGGACGCAGCUAACGACAGCGACAAGGAAUCAGAUAUCAAUGUAGCGCAGUCUUGCAAGUCUGAAGAUAUUAAGGAAUCGCUAGAAACGAAUAAGGAAGACAAAAACUCGAUUCUUAAGGAAAUUAAAAUCAAGACAGAACCUGGAUUGAAGAAGGAUGAUGAUAAACACUCAGGCGACGAUUCGGACGAAGUGCCGCUAAUUAAAAGAAAAAAGGAGAUAAAGAAAGAGGAUAGUGAUUGUGACGAGGAAGUGAUAUGCCAGAGUAGACGAGUUCGUCGUGGCAGUAGAAUCAAACUUGAAUCCUCCAGCGGUAGUGAAUCUUCGAGCGAGGAUAGUGAUGCCAGCACUGAGUUCCAUGGUUCUUCGGUGGCUGACAGACUUCGGGCUAGGAAACGAACUACGGCUAACAUGUCCGAAGGUAUGAAACUUCGUUCAAGGGAUACUACUCCCCAUAAGAAGACAGAAAAGGAAUCCAAGUUGUCCACGCCUCCCAAAGGCGGGACUUCGCAAAAAGCAAAACCAAAACCGUUGUUUGGCGAUGGCAGUGACUUCAGGCCUGGGUGGGAAGAAGAGGUUUAUGUAUAUAAAAAGUCUCUAAGAAUGCCACCUAGGUUAAUAACGGUAUCGAAGCCAUCGCGUUUUCACCGUCUGUCCACGUCGUUGCCAGACUUAGAUCCCGGUUCGCCGGCAUUGUCCGUUUCGAUGGACAGUUCCGAUAUGUGUCUCAGUCGUAAUAAAAGAUUGAUAGACAGCGACAUGGAAUCCAAUUACAGCUUCAGCAUUACUGGACUUGGUAGCAAAAUUGAUGACGAGGAGGCAACUUCAUCAACCACCGUUUCUUGUCCCCCGAAGGCUAUGAUGAAACAUUUCCGAUCAGAGAACAAUUCCAUUGUCGAUGUUCUCGCGCAAAAAGUCGGAAGUGGCGGUGGCAAUCAGAAGGACUCGAAGAAGAAGCAGAACUCAAAAAGUAGUAAGAUUCUUAAUAAAAGUAGUAACGAGCCAGAACUUUUGCCGACGCCGAGUCUCACACCGCUUGUCUCUGAGAUAUCAAAAAAUUCUAAAAAUAAAAUCUCGUUGAAAAAUAAUAAAAGUCCGAUUAAAGUCGCAAAUUCCGUCCUUCUCGGUUAUUUCCGCAAAGAGACGGUUAAUAAUUUCCGUGAUGCAUUUAAAAACAAUCAUGCGCUACCCAACGAGUUCUCUACUAUGGUAUUGAAAAGCAGAACAAGAAUGGAGACAAAGGUCUUGAAGAAAGAGGCAACUAUUCGCGAAGUAUUCGGUGAAGAUAGGCCCGCAUCAGCUCCACCGAUGCAAAAUCACGAUGACACAUCUCAAGACGACGAUUCACAAAACGAGAUACCGGAAACCGUGUUGGGUAAAGUACGAACGUUAAAACAGAAAGUAGUAUCCCGUUUGAGAAACGCCGGUAUAUUACGAAGUCACAAGGCGAUUGCGAACUCGAAACGUCGUUUAUUAACUGCCGAAAGGCGGAAGGAUUUGCUCAAGUCGCUUGCAAAUAAAAAACUACAUCGUAUCAAAACUGAAAUAGAACAUGAAGAGGCGAAUGACGUUAGGGAAGAGGAGAACAAUGACGAGGAUGACAAGAACGAUUUGGAAAUUCGUAAUAAAAAGAAGUUAAAGCUCCGACCUGGUCGACGGAAAUUCCGCUCGGGAUUUGAUUACAUACGUAAAAAGAAGAAACCACUGAAGAAGGAUGAGGCAUUGCCGAAGGAAAGGAAAAGACAAAGUCAAGCUAACAAACCAAGUCCGGAGUGCGUAGCCGAUAUUCAAUCUGAAAUCAGGACGUGGGUUAUCAAGAAAGGCGUUGGAGAAACUAUACUACACCGCGCUGCUCGUCUUGGUUACACGGAUGUGACUGCUUAUUGUCUGGAGAAGCUCAAUAGUACGCCGAGUCCCAAAGAUAAUGCGGGAUAUACGCCACUUCACGAGGCUUGUUCCAAAGGUCAUCUGGAGAUCGCAAAACUCUUGUUGGCUUAUGGCGCAAAUGUUAGCGAGAGUGCUAACGGUGGUAUUAGACCGCUUCAUGAAGCAGUAGAGAAUGGUGCUACGGAACUUGUACGGUUACUGCUGUCGUACGGUGCCGAUCCAUUAUUGGCUACUUAUUCCGGACAAACGCCGUUGAUGUGGGCCGUUGACACUGAAACUAAGUCUAUUCUAGAACAACAUUUGGAUGAUAUCCAAGGUCGUGUCACUGUGCCAUGGUCAUUCACUGGUCCAGCUUCUAUUUUUGAUCCAGAAGAAACAGGUUACAAUCCACUCGAUAACGUUCCAUCAGACAGUUCUGAGUUAAUUGAGCUAAAUGAUGUUGAGAUAGAAGUAAGCGACAUUAAUUUACCUGUCCUCUUCACCCUGAACAACGAUCCCGACAAAUGGGUGCUGCUUCAAGAUCUCAUGGCAAUUUUGCGAAUAAAGAGUCGCGAUGCUCUUCUCCGUCAAAUUAAUCCGAAGGCUCACUCCGGGCCACCUGCAAUUGCGCAUCGCGAUGUUAUGCGCGAAUUGAAGCUGCCGGAUUUUCUGGAACAGACGCGCUGUUGUCAUUUGCUGAGUGGUGGCGAAAGAAUUAAUGUGCGUGGUUCUAAAGUCACGCUCAUCAAGUAUAACGACAAGGUGAAAUCCCUGUUAAACGUAGAAAAAGUGUUGAUUAAUCUCAGGUGACAGGAGGCAUCUCUGGGGCAAUUAUCUCCCCAGAUAUCAAAACCAUCAACCUCGAUUCUAACCAAGGAACAUCAUAAGAAAGUCGAAGGUAAAGGUAGCACAAUUACUACUGUAAAACGCCAACGGCAACAGGGAAAGAAGCGACAAGAAACACGUAAUAAAAAUUCUAGUGGUUGAUUCUAUAGCAAAUCAUAUAUCCAGACUUAACAAUAAUUGUGAGAGUCGUAAUUCGAAAGCUAAGAGUUUCACUUGAAUGUGGAUGUUACAAAGAGCAAAAAAUUCUAGUAAAAAACUUAGAUAUGUUAAAAAAAAGAAGAGGAGCAAGUUCCUGCAAUAUAUCGCAAGAAUCCUACAAUAAUAAAGAUCGAUGACUUUACGCGUUUAUAAAAAAAACCUCGGAUUUUUUUCGGUUUGUUUUAUCCUUUAAACUGAUUGAUAUUGAUAAUUGAUUUUCUCUUUUCGAUCUGUAUUUUAUGAUACACAAUAUAAUGAAAUAAAGCUUAAAUAAGGUAAUAGAAAACAUAUAACGGUUCCGUUCCUAUAUUCGUCAACUAAUCAUUGAUAUCUGAAUAAAUAGACGGAGCAUUAGCUAUCCGUUAAGACAAGGGAGGGCUUUGAUAUUCACAGUAAGGAGGAACUCUAUGAAUUUCGAUUGAAUUCGGUUAUUCCUGAUCGGUUAAUAAUUCGACUCCAAUCAUUGACAUCAAAGUUCAGCUUACAUAUAUUGUGCGAAGUUAUGUUGUGAUUA